This is a messenger RNA of Gossypium raimondii (Peruvian cotton), 1327 nucleotides long. RefSeq lists its product as uncharacterized. The record is from RefSeq and is a predicted model, not a curated record. The transcript has 8 exons. NCBI's taxonomy places the organism in Eukaryota, Viridiplantae, Streptophyta, Magnoliopsida, Malvales, Malvaceae.
UGAGAAAGGCUGGUCUCCCAAUAUUUCCUUAACAGAAGGGAGGAGAACCCUAAUUUUGUCUCUCCCAAGAGACGAAAGGAAGGGAAAAAUGGUGUUUUACUUCAAAGCCCGGCCAGAAGCUGGCGAUUACACCAUUUUCAUGGGUCUUGACAAGUACGAGAACGAGGAGCUCAUCAAAUAUGGCUUCAUCAAAGAUAUCUGGUUCCAUGUGGAUAAGAUGUCUUCUGCCCAUGUUUAUUUAAGACUUAAAAAGGGUCAAACCAUUGAUGAUAUAAGCGAAGGCGUUCUCGAAGAUUGUGCUCAGCUUGUUAAAGCUAAUUCCAUCCAAGGCAACAAGGUGAAUAAUAUUGAUGUUGUUUACACUCCAUGGUCCAAUUUGAAGAAAACUCCUUCAAUGGAUGUUGGCCAAGUUGGCUUUCACAAUUCCAAGAUGGUUCGGACUGUGAGAGUGGAGAAGCGGAUAAAUGAGAUAGUUAACAGUUUGAACAAGACUAAAGUGGAAAGGAAACCUGAUUUGAAAGCUGAGAAAGAAGCAGUUUAUGCAGCGGAAAAAGCCGAGAGAAAGCAACAGUUGAGGGAAAAGUGAUUAUCCUACUUGAUUUUGCUCAUGGCGAAAAGGUAGUUAUAUUGCAGCAGAGUCAUGAAACUUAGGCAGAAACGCCGAGAGGAGAUGCAAAGGCUUGAAAAGGAAAGACAAGCAGAAAUAAGAAGCUACAAGGGUCUGAUGGUCUCUGAAAAGAUGACAUCAAACAAACAAAUUGCAGCGACAAGCAAGUCUUUCCAGGAAGUAGAAGAGGAUUUUAUGUGAAAUAUACUGGUAUUUCAUCGCUAAUUACGAUUCUUCUAGCUGCCAGAAACUUGCUGUCUGUCAAAGAAGGGUGGUUUCUUUUUACUUCUUUUUCAUUGCAAGCUUAAGUUAUUUGCCUUGAUUAAGUCGGCUCACUUAGGAUUUUUACCUCCAUCAUUUUGGGUGAGAUGAACUUCUGCUAUAGGUGCCAUAGAUUCUAUAAGACACGAUUCAGAUCUCCAUUGUUGAUUAAGGUGUUGUUUCUCUUUCAAUUUAUAUUUAUUCUGAUCCCAAAUGUGCAAAUGAUCAUGCCGUAUGGUAGGAUGGUUUUUAUGGUAUUGCAGUUGAGUGCGUGUUCAAACAAAUGACUAGUUUAAUUUUCUAGUUGACUCUUGGUUCUGCUCAUUGGGUGUGUACUUUAAACUUCGGAAGACGUUAUGCAUUUAAGUUCUUAAAUUGUUUACUUUACGAGGUCUGGUGGAUACAUGUAAUUUGAGUUUAAUAUUUAGUUGGCUGGAUGAGAUUGUUGUGAUUCUUUUU